CGCUUCCUUCUGCAUUUAUUGUCGUAGUUUUUUUUUUAUGAACUUCACACGGACUGGCCGAGAUGCAGGAAGACUGGCUUCUCUCAGGUCCACGGAACUGGUUCCGCUUACUAGAUAAACACGUCAGGGUGAAGGUGGGACCCAAAGAGGAGCACCUGGGCUGGCUUCUCACCGUGGAUCCUGUGUCCGCCAGUGUGGUUCUGGUGAACUUCAGCGAGGACCGGGCCUCGGUGCGAGUUCUGAUGGGUCACGCUGUCAAAGACGUAGAAGUUCUGCAGGAGCCGGAUUCAGAGACCGCAGACCGCCUUCGUUCCUUCUUCCAUCCCCUGACGACCCCCAUCCUGGACCCUGAGGAACUGAGACGGAGGAGGGCCAGGGUCCACCAGUGGCUUGAAAAAAACCGUCUUCCUGUGGAUGAGGACCGGGACAAGCUAAGGGUGGCAGGGGUUCUAACCAUCGCAGCUCCAUACAGACCCGAGGACUGCUGCAGUUCCAACCAGAUCAUCCUGGACCGCAUCCAGAAACUGAUCCAGGUUCACCUAGAGGCUGAUCCAGAUCAAACUGAAGGCCAAGUCACUGAGACCAGUCUGGACUUGGAUCCUAACUGAUCCAGGUCACGGACAUGUGUUAGUCCAGUUCA
This is a messenger RNA of Nematolebias whitei (Rio pearlfish), 640 nucleotides long. RefSeq names its product gem (nuclear organelle) associated protein 6 (gene gemin6). Gene Ontology annotation, cellular component: nucleus; SMN complex. Gene Ontology annotation, biological process: spliceosomal complex assembly; spliceosomal snRNP assembly. The record is from RefSeq and is a predicted model, not a curated record. NCBI's taxonomy places the organism in Eukaryota, Metazoa, Chordata, Actinopteri, Cyprinodontiformes, Rivulidae. The transcript is spliced from 2 exons. Bases 63 to 608 code for a protein of 181 amino acids.